UUUGGCCCCGGAAUAGCGAAACAACUACGCGAUUCGAAGAAAGAGCUCGAAUCAACCAAAAGGGAUACUGAUACCUGCACCUACUGGUGCGAGCAUCCGGACUUCAAGGGGAUGCCGGGUAAAGAGGACUGGGGUUAGCUAAAACCGAACAUGUACGUGAUCGGUCAUGUUGUGUGUAGGUGGUGAUGUUUCAACACUGACCUUUCCAGUUCCACAUGUGUCUCUCAAACCUCUAAACCAUUACUGGUGGAGCUCUUCAAGCUUGACCGUGCAGGACUAUGAACUCGUCAGAAUCUGGGAUUCCUUAACGUUCGAGGACGAUGUGGAAGAUGAACUGGCUCUAUCGUUGUGCGCCAGUGGAUCUCUGAGUGAGAACCAAACCCGUCAAGCAUUGCAAGUUGCUACCAGUGGUGAGAUUGCAAGGUUGCAGUCAUCGGCUCUUGGUCUACAUGAGGAGUCAAGACCCUCAUCCAUUACUGAGCCGGAACCGAAGGUGAAGAAACCACCAAACACCCAGCGACUAGUUGCUUCUAAGAUUUCUGCCCUGAGUGCCAAGAAUGCAGAGAUCAUGUCGUGGGAUUCCAAAGUCAACGAGAGUGACAAGCUGUCCGACACUCUGAAGAGUGGAUUUGCCAAGGAGUUGGCAGCCCGCAAAAAGGACUUGGACACCUGCAAGGUCAACUUGGAGAGCCUGUAUGCCCAACGCUUGGAUGAUUUGAAGGACCGACCAGAGUUGCUCUCCAAGGUGAAUGGUGCUAUCCGUUCUUGUGAUGCUGCCUUGACCAGCUACAAUGGGACCCUGAAAUCCAUCAAGUUGGCCAUUGUACCACCUACGCCAAAGGUGCCAAAGGCGAAGUCGAAAGCCCCUCCACCGCAACUGCCCAGCGGUGAAGCACCUGCUCCAUGAGGGGCAUUUCAUCCUGAGAGAUCUGAAUCUGAGCUGUAAGCACAGAAGUCUCAAGUCGGAGACCUGUGUGUGUGGUUUGUGCUUGGAGACUGAUGGCAAUAUAUCUGAACAUAAAUUA
Molecule: messenger RNA, 1025 nt
Organism: Durusdinium trenchii
Lineage: Eukaryota; Dinophyceae; Suessiales; Symbiodiniaceae
Source: the annotation of a GenBank genome assembly